GUUUGUGACACCAGCUACCGGGAUGGUGUUAGGGUCACUAGCCAAAUAUCGUCAACACGCCACGUUUAACUGUCCAUUUUCCUCGCACACAUGACCCACCAGAUAUAUGGACCAUCCUGAUUUUUGGGCAAGGACGUGGUCACGGCGAAUCCCUGUACGGAACGGCCCCGAUUAUCACACGUGUGCCACUUCGGCGGAUGUGACGCAAGAGGCUAAAAUAACAGCACCAAGGUAAAACAUACCACUUUCGCAUGCAAAAGCAGUUGGCUCUCUCCCUUCCAAACGUUCUCCAAAAAACCAGAACCCUCAAAGACUUAAAGACACUUCAUGCGCACAUUAUCACAACCGGGCUCCAACAGAGCAGCUUCGCUAUCGGCAACCUGGUUGCGCACUGUGCCACCGCCUUCGGUAACAUGAGCUACGCAUACCAGAUGUUCGAUCAAAUGCUUGAACCAAACUCGUUCGUCUGGAACACUGUAAUUAGAGGAUUCCAGCAAAAUCAAGAACCAAAGAAGGCACUUCUCUUCUUCGAUUCGAUGCGGACCCGAACCGUCCCGCCCGAUCGCUUCACCUUUCCUUUCGUUAUCAAGGCUUGCACGGAUUUGAAGGAUCGAUGGAAGGGGCUAUGCAUUCAUGGGCAAUUGUUCAAGACCUACAUUGAAUCUGAUGUUUUCGUCGCGACGAGUUUGAUCGAGUUUUAUGUCGGUUUAGAGGAUAUGAGGAUCGCACGACGGGUGUUUGAUGAAAUGCCUCUGAAAGAUGUUGUGUCUUGGACUGUUACCAUAUGUGGGUAUGUGAACGUCUGCAGUGAUAUGGAGGCUGCCCAUCAACUGUUUGACGAAAUGCCUGUGAAGGAUCUUGUAGUGUGCAAUACUAUGAUUGGUGGGUAUCUGAAAAUUGGGAAUAUGGGAGUUGCUACAGAACUUUUUGACAGGGUACCCAAGAAAGAUUUACUGAUGUAUAACACUAUGCUAGGUGGAUACGUGAAAAAUGGUGAAAUCGAAUACAUGUUACACUUGUUCGAUGAAAUGCCCGAGAGAGAUGUGGUGACUUGGAAUACUGCUAUUGGUGGGCUUGUGCAGAAUAGGAGAGUUAACAAGGCGAUAGAGCUGUUCCACCGGAUGCAACUAAAGAAUGUGAGGCCAAAUGAGGUCACGGUCAUUACCGUUCUUUCUGGUUGUGCCCAAGUUGGAGCUUUAGAUAUUGGGAGAUGGGUACAUUCUUAUAUAGAUAGAAGUAAGUUUGGUCAGGAUGUCAUGGUGGGCACGGCCUUAGUAGACAUGUAUUCAAAAUGUGGAUCUCUGGAGAUUGCACAACAUGUAUUCGAUCAAAUGUCGAAUAGAGAUUUCACUGCUUGGAAUGCGAUGAUCAUGGGAUUUUCAAUGAACGGUCAGAGUAAGAAGGCCUUAGAAUUUUUCCAUCGGAUGCGAGGUGAGGGCAUCGCUCCGAAUGAAGUGACAAUGGUGGGAGUGUUGUGUGCAUGCACCCAUGCUGGACUAGUAGAUGAAGGGAGGAGAUGUUUCAAUGCCAUGCAUGAAGAGCUUGGCAUAACACCCAAGAUUGAGCACUACGGAUGCAUGGUUGAUCUUCUCGGCCGUGCUGGAUUACUGAAGGAAGCUUACGAGUUCAUUGAAGACAUGCCCAUCACACCGCACACAGGUGUUUGGGGGGCCUUACUUGGUGCCUGUAAGAUCCACAGCAAUGUCGAGCUGGCCGAGGUUGCGAUCAAACACUUGAUUGAGUUGGAUCUUGAAGAUGGCGGGUACUUGGCGAUCAUGUCUAAUAUAUACGCCAAUGCUGGUAGAUGGGACGAUGUGGCUAAGGUGAGGGACUUGAUGAGGGAGAAAGGCAUCGAUAAAACUCGUGGGUGCAGUUCCAUCACAGUGAAUGGUGAGGUCCAUGAGUUCGGAGCAACGGACAAGCUCCACCCUCGAUCGAAAGAGGUCUACGAGAUGAUAACUGAGAUCUCAAAGCAAUUGAGGACGGCCGGCCAUGUGGCCAGCGUGACUGAGGUUUUCUUCGAUGUGGAAGAGGAAGAAAAGGAGAACGCAUUGCAUUUUCACAGUGAGAAGCUGGCCGUUGCAUUUGGACUCAUCAGUACUGAUGAAGGGUGCACGCUUCGGAUCGUCAAGAACCUGAGGAUCUGCAACGAUUGCCAUUCUGCAAUGAAGCUUAUUUCGCAGAUUUUCAGUAGAGAGAUUGUGGUCAGGGAUCGCAGCCGCUUCCACCAUUUUAAGGGUGGAUCAUGUUCUUGUGGGGAUUACUGGUGACUCUUCAUAGCCGUUAGAAGUUGGCAAUUCCCGUACAAAUUCAAUUUAGCAUUGCAAAUGAAGGGCGUAGGGAAAUUGCGAUUGCUUUGUGUUGGGCGUUGGCAAUGGCGGAUGUGAGAUAACCAUGGUUAAAAGACUCGGUAACUCGGCAUGACUUGUUGGGCCCUGAGUUGAGUCGCAACUCAGCCAAGUCAGGGGGUGAUUGAGGGGCUCCUUGUGGUUUCCAACCAGAUCAGGUCUGACUGAGUGUGAGUCGACUCAGACAAGUUGCAUCAGACACAUCUAAGUCUUAAAACAAUGGAGAUAAAGAUGAACCGUCAAUAUCCUAUCCGAUGACCCGAGCCCUGUUAAAUGUGGAGCCUUGAUUGUCAUGGCCCACUUUCAGAUUGAUAGGGCUCAUCUUGAAGGUGAUUUGAGGCAUGGCCCAUGGCAUGGUGAGGCCACUAGAUGAAUGGCUUUAUAUACUCAAAUCAUGGCCCACUUGUUACAUUUGCCAGGAUCGAACAUAAGAAAAUGACUCGUCUUUCUGUCGAGUUUCCUCAUCAGAUUGUGAAGAACUUGAAGAUUUGUUGCAAUGGUCUUGCUCUGAAUCUCAUUUGGAGGUUUUCCAAUCGAUGCUUGAUGAUGGCUUCCAAGCUACGCCAUUGAUUCAUCAAUCUGCAACUCAUGGGUACCGAUCAUGCAGAAUUAUAAAUCUAGACCAUCCAUCUCGCCCAUCCCAAUUUUCAAUGGCCACCGCACUACAGUCACAUUGAUUAGAUGAUUGUAAGCCAUGUAGGGCUCCACCUUGGAUUAUCUAUUUAGUGACUUGUAACACAAAUAUCUGUAACUUGAAGAUCCAAAGAUUUUUAUAAGAAUCAACUGGUGUGAUUUUGGUGAA
Molecule: messenger RNA, 3150 nt
Organism: Magnolia sinica
Lineage: Eukaryota; Viridiplantae; Streptophyta; Magnoliopsida; Magnoliales; Magnoliaceae
Product: pentatricopeptide repeat-containing protein At1g08070, chloroplastic-like
Exons: 1
Coding region: 252-2270 (672 amino acids)
Biological process (GO): RNA modification
Molecular function (GO): RNA binding; protein binding; zinc ion binding
Source: RefSeq, a predicted model, not a curated record